ACGUACCCCCCAACAAUAUCGCACCGCGUCUCACUUCAAAUAUUACUGUGGUGUUCGAUUGUCCCUCGCGUGAAAUCAAACGAACCUCUAUAAGAACAAUCCUACCUCACAGAUUCGUGAUUUUAGCAUAUUAAUAAUACUUGUUAGAAAAUUUUGGUUUUAAAGGGGGGGAUAGCGACCACUUCAAUCAUUAUAUAUUAUUUCCUCCACCGUUUAAGAAGUCUCUGUUGAACUUGACAGACGAAAGAUAUUCAUUCCUCCAUAUCAACUAAUUAGAGCUUACUUUGGUACGCCUUUAGACAGGAAAUAAAGAAAAGAAAAAAUUGAUAAGUGGCAAAAGUAAGAAACCAAGAUGUACUUGAACGAUAGCAACAUAAUCAGUCCGAUGCAGGCUUUUGUUGGAGGAGUCGGAAUAGGAGGAGUUGGACACGUCACUCAAAUGCAGGACCGAUUGUUGGGAUGGAAUGUUCCACCAGAACAUUCGGAUUUAGUUCAUCCAUAUUGGCGAGGAUUUCUCGCUCCAGGACGAUAUUGGCACAUUGGCUUCGCUUUGAUCUAUUUCAUGCUAAUGGUCAUGUCCUUUAUCGGGAAUGGCUGUGUUGUCUGGAUUUUUACAACCUCCAAAACGUUGAGAACAGCAUCAAAUAUGUUUAUAGUAAAUCUCGCAUUAUUUGAUUUACUUAUGGCUAUAGAAAUGCCGCUGUUGAUAGUAAAUAGUUUUUUGGAACGUCCCGUUGGCUGGCAGUUCGGAUGUGACGUUUAUGCGGCACUUGGAAGUAUGUCUGGGAUAGGUUCAGCUAUAAAUAAUGCAGCCAUAGCAUUUGAUCGAUAUAAGACUAUUUCUUGUCCGAUCGAUGGUCGGUUAAACAGCAAACAAGCAGCAGUUAUUGUUGCUUUUACGUGGUUUUGGACGUUACCUUUCACCCUUCUGCCCUGGACUCGUGUCUGGGGACGAUAUGUACCAGAGGGUUUUCUCACCACUUGCACUUUUGAUUAUUUAACUGAAGACCAAGAUACUAGAGUUUUUGUUGCAUGCAUUUUUAUUUGGUCAUAUUGUAUACCGAUGAGUUUGAUCAUCACAUUUUAUUCAAAUCUACUGAAAUCCGUCCGAAACCAUGAGAAGAUGCUUCGCGAACAAGCUAAAAAGAUGAAUGUUAAAUCUCUUCAAUCAAAUCAGGACAAAGAAAGAAGCGUAGAAAUGAAAAUAGCAAAGGUUGCAUUCACCAUCUUCUUCCUCUUUGUGUGCUCGUGGACACCUUAUGCAGUCGUGACGAUGACAGUUACGUUUGGCAAUCGAGAGGCAUUGACACCUUUUGCUACCAUGCUGCCAGCAUUGUUUGCAAAAACAGUCUCUUGUAUCGAUCCUUGGGUUUAUGCCAUCAAUCACCCAAGAUACCGGUUGGAACUUCAAAAGAGAUGCAAGUGGAUGGGCAUUCAUGAACCAGUUCCUGUUCAAGACACUGUGUCUGCCACCACUGAGAAAGUCACUUCUGAUGAAGCAUAAAAAUGCUCAACUUUAUCGACCGAAAAAAGCUUUAAUCUUUCAGAAAUUCCAUUUACCGAUCAAAGAGUCGUGGAAUCUACAUUAACAUCCACCACAAGUGUAGAAUUGUACGUGCAUUGGUAAAAUGAAGUUUUUCGAAAGAUGUAACAUUUUUAAAUUCUUGUAUUAAAUAUUGACCUGAACAAUUGUAUAAGAAUAUACUGUAAAUUUAUCACCGUUCAUGAAAAUAUUCGUAUCUAAAUUUAAUAAAUGCAUAUUCUCAAGCAGCUACAUAUAUUUAUUAUAGCUGAUAAAAGCUGCCUUGGGUAGAAUAUGCUGCCAUCAGUCGAGGGGUUGGCUUACUAACUUACUUAUACAAGGAAAAAGGUAAAACAGUGAAGUUGAAUGAUGAAAAUAUAAAUCACCCUCUACUUUAUCUUCAACCCCCUCGAUUAAUUUAUGUUUUUUCACCGGCUUUGUAGUUACCUUUCUCUGGACGAAUUAUCAUAUUGACCUAGUAAUUACCUUGUCUAAUGUAUUAUUAAGUAUUAAAAAUCAUUGUAAAUCUUUCCAUCUACCAUGUUAACUUGGUCACGCAUGGACUUAUGGAAUGCAAAAAUCCAUUUCGUUAAACAACACCCUAAGGCUUUUAUGAGCACUUGCAAACUUGCGGAUGCAUGUUUCACAUUCACGAGGUUUUUAUGUAACUCUGCGAGGCAUCAUAAAACUGUACACUAGCAUGAUAAGAAUUUCUAGAACAUUGAUUGCUAAAAAACUAGAUAAAUAUUAAAUAAUAAAUUUACGUGAACAAUG
Messenger RNA from Chelonus insularis, 2296 nucleotides. RefSeq names its product Rhodopsin 5 (gene Blop). NCBI's taxonomy places the organism in Eukaryota, Metazoa, Arthropoda, Insecta, Hymenoptera, Braconidae. Gene Ontology annotation, molecular function: G protein-coupled photoreceptor activity. The record is from RefSeq and is a predicted model, not a curated record. Gene Ontology annotation, cellular component: plasma membrane. Bases 353 to 1504 code for a protein of 383 amino acids. The transcript is spliced from 7 exons. Gene Ontology annotation, biological process: visual perception; cellular response to light stimulus; G protein-coupled receptor signaling pathway.